This is a messenger RNA of Pestalotiopsis fici W106-1, 786 nucleotides long. RefSeq lists its product as uncharacterized. Gene Ontology annotation, cellular component: cytoplasm. The record is from RefSeq and is a predicted model, not a curated record. The transcript is spliced from 2 exons. Lineage: Eukaryota; Fungi; Ascomycota; Sordariomycetes; Amphisphaeriales; Sporocadaceae. The coding region runs from base 1 to 786 and encodes 261 amino acids. Gene Ontology annotation, molecular function: phosphatase activity.
AUGGCUCCCAUUGUUCAUCUCGUGCGUCACGCACAGGGCUACCACAACUUGAACCAUGAGAACGAGAAGCUACCCGAUCCCGAUCUGACAGAGCUCGGUCUGCAGCAGUGCCGCAACUUGAGAGAUGCAUUCGAGCACCAUGAUAAGAUCACCCAUCUCGUCGCAUCACCUCUCAGACGCACCCUGUACACAUGCCUAUACUCCUUUGAGCCUGUCGUCAAGCGCGGCAAGGUGGUGAUUGCCUUGCCUGAUGCCCAGGAGUUGUCGCUUAAUCCUUGCGACCAUGGCUCAGAUGUUGCCAAGAUCAAGGCCGAGUUUGGCGACAAGGUUGACUUCUCGCAAUGCUGGGAGGGAUGGAAUGACAAGUCUCCUUCGUCUCGCUACUACCCCGAUCCUACCAAGUUGGACGCCCGAGCCAAGGACGCAAGACGCUACCUCAGAGACUUGGCCAAGCAGCACGGCGAUGAUGCCCAGAUUGUCCUCGUGACACACGGCGGUUUUGUGCACUUUCUCACAGGUGACUGGGAGGGCAUUCCCAAGGGUGGAGCAACUGGCUGGGCAAACACCGAGUGCCGUUCCUAUGAGUUCAAGGACCCCAGCGGUGAGGAUCCCGAGGCUAAGCUACAAGAGACAAACUCGAGCUGGCGUCGCCGUCGUGGCAGUGCCGUAGGCCUAACCGAGACGGAGCACCGCCAGCUUCGACAGGUUGUUCAGGACAUGGUGGAGGAAGAGAACCGCGUCGAUCUCGAAGCCCGCGAGAAGGCAGCCAACGGAAAGGCCAACUAA